GAAGAACUGGAGGCGGAGGACCCGUCCAUUUCAUCAAAAACUAGGAAGAAGCAUCCAUGCCACGCUCAAAAUCAUCGAAAGAAAAUCCUCUGUUCCAGUGAUUAAACAGCAGCUUUCUCUCAUUCUGAAAUCAAAUUCAAUUCAUUCUUUUUUUUUUCUCCUUCAAAAGAAUUAGAAAAGCCGGAAAAGAAAAAAAAAUGAAAUUUGCUCUGAAAAUUUCACCUUCCUCAAAUACUUCAUUACCCAAAGUGUUCCCAUGUAAUUGUAAUUCCCAUAAAGUUUCGUGGAUUUUCCCCGAACACAUUUACAGAAAUCCCUCAAAUGUCACGGGUUCUCGCCCAUUUUCUUCGCCACGGGCUAUGCCAAGUUCUGUUGGGGAUGUUCAUAGACGAAGCAGCCUUGAAUCACGUUUUUGUUACGAUAAGCCUAUUCCAGAGGAGAUAAUUGAAAAGCCUAGUGGAUUGUCAUUGGCUCUGAAAAAUGUUGGAGAUAACCCACAUUGCCCAAGUUGUCAAGCAAAAGGAGCUGUUCUUUGUACCACUUGCUCUGGUUCAGGCUUAUAUGUAGAAUCUAUAUUGGAGAGUCAGGGAAUCAUUGUCAAAGUACGGUGUCUCGAAUCUUGGCGUCUCAUGUUUUACCAUGCAGGUUGUGGGGGAACUGGGAAUACAAUGUGUUCGGGAUGUGGGGGUCGAGGUCAUCUUGGUCUUGCUUGAUAGAAAGGUUUGCUUCCCUUCUGAAGAUUGUAAUGCUGCUUACACAGUUGUGGGUAACUGGGAAUACUUCGUGUUCGGGAUGUGGGUCGAGGUCACAUUGGUCUUGUUUGAUAGAACGGUUUGCUUUUCAUUUAAUUAAUAGCUUUUUUCUGGGAAGACAACAUCUAGAGUGAAAAAAUGCACUUCAAAUUACAUUUGUUCUAGUUAUACUGGUUUACUCUUGUAAUUUUUGUUGUGUCGUGUAAUCGAAUUGAAGCAGAACUUGCUAUAAAGUGCCUGAUUAAUAUUGUUUUAUUGUAUAAUUUUUUCUUGAAA
Molecule: messenger RNA, 1028 nt
Organism: Olea europaea var. sylvestris
Lineage: Eukaryota; Viridiplantae; Streptophyta; Magnoliopsida; Lamiales; Oleaceae
Exons: 4
Coding region: 198-713 (171 amino acids)
Source: RefSeq, a predicted model, not a curated record